GUCACUGGUGACGGUGGCGCCCUCUGAACGGCCCAGACUCGAAAGUAAGGUUAGUCUGUCGCUAGCCGUUUGAGGACGAUACACGUUUUACGCGUAUCUCUGUCGAAUUCACCCCUUCAGUCGACCAACGACUGUGUAAAAUACGCGCGAAACAGGUGGCUACGCGACGUGACACUCUACCAUGUUUCGAUAGUGUUUCGUAAGUGACUGUAGUUUACGUAUCGCGACGUAUCAUUUUAUCGGUUUUCGUGAAAUUUUCAAAGUGGCGCGCUCUCUGCUCCAACAACCGACCGGCAAGUAUUGCGUAGCGUGUUUCGAUACUCUACGAAUUUUGACUAUCGUAUACGAUGCUAGAAUAAUCAAUGCUUUGUGGGAAAAGUUACACGAAGGGCUACGAUUUUGUGAAAGAGUGUAUAAGAAGUAAUAAUUGGAAAAAAAUGUGUGCAAAAAUGAGUAACUUGACAGAAGUUCGAUGAUGAGACAAAUGAGAUUUGGCAACGCUUCGUAUCCCUCUGGUCAACCGUCAUGGGCAGUUCGUCGGCGAUCCGACGUAACACAGGAUAGAGGCAAUUUGAACGAAUUUAAGAGAGUUUAAAGCACUCGCGACGCACUGUCACGCGAAACGGAUCAUCAUUGGGACGAUAGUGCACGGAUUCUAUGUGGUGAUUCUUCGAUCGAAGUGAAACGCGCCACGACGACGAAAAGCGACGCGAACGAGCGUGAGAAAACAGCGGCCACGUUUCUCUCUGGGACGAGAAACGGCAGAGAUAUACAACACACUCACAAGCGGACUCGUUCGACCAUCAUGCUAUCUGUCUCGUUCUCUCCUUCCUUUGACUGUUCCGUGAACAGAAGAAUUUGUUUUUUUUUUUCCUUUAAACAUUGACGUAUAGUUUAUUUUGUUGUACACUUCAUAUAGUUUAUUUGACUAUCUACUCUUCGUGAGAAUAACCCGUGAAAAAUAUACAUCAGUGACAUCGAUAUUACCAAGUGAAAUUUUCGACGACUUUCGAUCUGGUCGUUCGGACAAUUACGUGCAAUCGUGUGGAACGCUACGCGCCGACGGCUCGCCCAAUUUUCUAUUCUUUUAUUUUAAUUUACUUUGCUGUUGAAUUUUUGACGUCUUCUUUUUUGGCGUACGAUAAAAAAAUUUUAGAAAAAGAAAUUCGAGGAAAGAGUUAAAAAAGCUUGAAAAAGAAAGUAGUAUCGAAAAUGUUCAAUGUAUCGCGAGAGAGAAAAUAUCAUAUGCCUGUGACAGAAUCGAUUCAGCGAUAAAUAUCGAUACCGGCUGUGUACCGAGAAGCAGUAUCCGUGCUGAAGCCGCCAUUUUUUCCCCUUAUAUACGCUUUUUCCUAGAGAAACUGUUCAAUUGGAUAUUUAUUACUCGACGACUUUUUAGUUUGUGAUAGAAAACUAGUGCAAUCGACGGCUUGUGUUGAACUUGUGAAUUUCGUAUAAUUGCGCAUAUAUCGUGUGAGCGUCAGUGUAUAAGGUGUACGUGGAUGUGUUUAUUUUGAUACAGUGCUCUGUAAAUUGAUAGAAAAAAGCAGUUUUGACGAUGGUGAUUCUUAGAAAUGGAGUAAAUACUCGGCGUAUCUUCGUCAAAAUAUGAGGAGAGUAUCCUUCUGCGUCUCGAGGGAAUCGAUUUCGUGCAAAAAUGUAUCUCACGCGUGUAUUCUUGAUACUUUUGCUGGCUGCCAGUUCGAGAUGCAUGUGCACGAGCGGAUACACUGGCCAAAAUUGCGAGAACGAGUAUAUUCCCUGCAACCCAUCGCCGUGUAAAAAUGGCGGCACGUGUCACCAGACCGACGAUUUGGAUUACGAGUGCAUCUGUCCCGAGGGUUUCCGCGGAGAUCAUUGCGAGGAGAACAUCGACGACUGUCCAGGGAAUCUAUGCCAGAACGGGGCGACCUGCAUAGACAGGAUAAACGAAUACUCGUGUCUUUGUCCACCGUCGUACACGGGGACGCAGUGCGAGUUGGACGUGGACGAGUGCUCGGUUCGUCCAUCGUUGUGCCACAACGGUGCCACGUGCACCAAUUCACCCGGUAGUUACUCGUGCAUAUGCGUGAAUGGAUGGACAGGGCCCGACUGCAGCGUCAACAUCGACGAUUGCGCAGGUGCCGCCUGCUUCAAUGGCGCUACCUGCAUCGACCGUGUUGGCAGCUUUUAUUGUCAAUGCACCUACGGGAAGACCGGUUUGUUGUGCCAUCUGGACGACGCUUGCACCUCGAAUCCUUGCCACGAAGGCGCGAUCUGCGACACGAGCCCGGUGAACGGAUCGUUCGCUUGCUCCUGCGCCACCGGUUACAAGGGAGUCGACUGCUCGGAGGACAUCGACGAGUGCGAGCAGGGAUCACCUUGCGAGCACGACGGUAUUUGCGUGAACACGCCCGGCUCGUUCGCCUGCAACUGUACGCAAGGAUUCACGGGGCCGAGAUGCGAAACGAACGUGAACGAGUGCGAGUCCCAUCCCUGCCAGAACGAUGGCUCCUGCCUCGACGACCCUGGAACCUUCCGCUGCGUCUGCAUGCCUGGUUUCACGGGCACCCAGUGCGAGAUCGACAUUGAUGAAUGCGCGGAAAGACCGUGUUUAAAUGGGGGCGUUUGCACCGAUUUGAUCAACUCCUUCAAAUGCACCUGUGCGAACGGUUUCGCUGGUUCCCACUGUCAGAUCAAUAUAGACGACUGCGCCUCCUCGCCAUGCAAGAACGGCGGUAUCUGCCAGGACUCGAUAGCCAAGUACACGUGCGACUGUCCACCAGGAUUCACCGGAGCCUCCUGCGAGACGAACAUCAACGACUGCCAAUCGAAUCCCUGCCACAGUGGCACCUGCAUCGAUGGAGAGAACAGCUUCAGCUGCAAUUGCUUUCCAGGAUUCACCGGGAAGCUGUGCCAGACGCAGAUCGACGAGUGCGAGAGCAACCCUUGCCAGUUUGGAGGAAGGUGCGAAGACCGUAUUAACGGGUACCAAUGUAUUUGUAGACCUGGAACGUCUGGGACGAACUGCGAGGUGAACGUGAACGAAUGUUAUAGCAAUCCAUGUAGAAAUGGAGCAAGGUGCAUCGAUGGUAUCAAUAGAUAUUCGUGCGAGUGCGAGCCAGGUUUUACCGGCCAGCACUGCGAAACGGACAUCAACGAAUGCGCCAGCAAUCCUUGCGCUAAUGGCGGCCGUUGCAUAGAUUUGAUAAAUGGAUUCCGGUGCGAAUGUCCUCGUGGUUACUACGAUGCUAGAUGCUUGAGCGACGUGGACGAGUGUGCGAGCAAUCCUUGCGUGAACGGUGGCACCUGCGAGGAUGGUGUGAAUCAAUUUAUCUGUCACUGUUUGCCCGGUUACGGUGGGAAGAGAUGCGAGGCAGAUAUCGACGAGUGUGGCUCGAAUCCUUGUCAACAUGGCGGCACUUGCAACGAUCAUUUGAACGGAUACAGCUGCAAGUGUCUCGCUGGAUACGCUGGUACCAAUUGCGAGACAAACAUCGACGAUUGCGCGAACAAUCCUUGUCAGAAUGGUGGUUCCUGCAUCGACCUGGUCAAUGAUUACAAAUGUGUCUGCGAACUUCCUCAUACGGGAAGGAAUUGCGAGGAUAAGCUAGAUCCUUGUUCGCCUAACAAAUGUCUUCAUGGCGCCAAGUGUUCACCAUCCUCGAACUUUCUCGAUUUUGCCUGCACUUGCACGGUCGGUUAUACUGGCAGACUUUGCGAUGAGGACGUCGACGAGUGUGUAAUGACGUCUCCGUGCAGAAAUGGUGCUACUUGCAGAAACACAAAUGGCUCCUAUCAAUGCCUUUGCGCAAAAGGAUACGAAGGUCGGGAUUGUAUCAUUAACACCGAUGAUUGCGCUUCUUUUCCCUGUCAAAAUGGUGGCACUUGCUUGGACGGUAUUGGCGACUAUACCUGCCUCUGCGUGGACGGUUUCAGUGGGAAACAUUGCGAAAUCGACGUGGACGAAUGUUUAUCACAACCGUGUCAAAAUGGUGCUAUCUGUAAAGAAUACGUAAACUCGUAUACGUGCCAAUGUCAACUAGGAUUUUCCGGUAUAAAUUGUCAAACCAACGACGAGGAUUGUACCGACAGUAGCUGCAUGAAUGGUGGCAAAUGCAUAGACGGUAUCAACAAUUAUACUUGCGUUUGCAAACCUGGCUACACCGGUUCAAAUUGCCAAUAUCGUAUCAAUGAAUGCGACAGUUUGCCUUGCCUCAAUGGUGCUACUUGCCACGAUCAUGUUCAAUAUUAUACUUGUCACUGUCCUUACGGUUAUACUGGAGCUAGAUGCGAUCAAUAUGUCGACUGGUGUGCGGAUAAUCCUUGCGAAAAUGGAGCUACUUGUAUUCAAAAGAAAAACAAGUAUCAAUGUAAUUGUUCCCCUGGUUGGACCGGUAAAGUGUGCGAUGUCGAAAUGGUUUCUUGUAAAGAUGCGGCUAUAAGAAAGGGAGUACCCGAGAAAAAUCUUUGCAACAAUGGUACUUGCGAGGACAUAGGUAAUAGUCAUCGCUGUCACUGUCUAGAAGGAUACACAGGUUCUUAUUGUCAAGAAGAAGUAAACGAAUGCGAUUCUGCUCCUUGUCAAAAUGGAGCUACUUGCAAGGAUCUUAUUGGAUCUUAUCAAUGCCAGUGCACCAAAGGUUUCCAAGGACAGAAUUGCGAGCUCAACGUGGAUGAUUGCAAACCCAAUCCUUGCCAGAAUGGCGGUACGUGUCACGAUCUUAUCAGCAACUUUAGCUGCUCUUGCCCUCCUGGAACCUUAGGUUUCAUAUGCGAGCUCAACGUAGAUGAUUGUACUGUCGGCGCUUGUCAUAAUAAUGGAACGUGUACCGAUAAGGUUGGCGGAUUCGAAUGCAAAUGUCCUCCAGGCUUCGUAGGACCUAAAUGCGAAGGCGACAUCAACGAAUGUUUGUCCAAUCCUUGUGCCUCGCCAGGGACUCAAGAUUGCGUGCAAUUGAUCAACAAUUAUCAUUGCAAUUGCAAACCUGGCUACAUGGGACGACACUGCGAGGUAAAAGUGAAUUUCUGUGACAGCUCACCGUGUCAGAAUGGAGGUGUUUGUACUGCAAAACAAGCUGGACACACUUGCCUUUGUCCUAACGAUUAUUAUGGAAACAACUGCGAAUUCGCAGGUUCUUAUUGCGAUAGAGAACCUUGCUUGAAUGGCGGCACUUGCAGAGUGGCUGAAACAGAGGUUGGAUAUAGAUGUUAUUGCCCUCUUGGAACAACGGGAACACAUUGCGAAAUAGAUGCCAGAGAUGAAUGUGCUAGUAAUCCAUGCCAACAAUCUAAUGCAGUUUGCAAAAAUCUUCUUGGCGAUUAUGCUUGUGAUUGCCCACCAAAAUGGACCGGUAAAAACUGCGAAAUUUAUGAUCCUACUUACAGAGGAGGUAUUUUUGGCAGUUCCAACUCGAAUAUCCAAAAAACUAUGAAUGCGUACGAUCUUGAUUUAGAAUUAGAGAGAAAGAAGUGCAUUGAGAACAGAUGCGAAGAAAAAUCUGGCAAUCAUCAUUGCGACGAAGAAUGUAACAGAUAUGCUUGCAAUUUUGAUGGAAACGAUUGUUCAUUGGGUAUCAAUCCAUGGCGUAAUUGCACUGCUCCUAUUAAUUGUUGGGACGUUUUCAUGAACGAUAUCUGCGACGAGGUUUGCAAUAAUCCUCAGUGUCUAUUCGAUGGAAGAGAUUGUGAAGGGAAAUUGGCACCAUGCAACCCUAUUUAUGACGCCUAUUGUCGCAAACAUUACGCCGACGGAUUCUGCAAUUACGGUUGCGACAACGAAGAAUGUAAUUGGGAUGGUCUCGAUUGUGACACGAAACCACCAUCAUUGGCAGAAGGUGUGAUUUCAGUGGUAGUAAGGAUGGACAUGUUAACAUUCCGCUCGAACGUGGUCGCUUUCCUAAGAGACAUUGGUCACGAAUUAAGAACAACGUUAAGGGUAAAGCAAGAUGAACUUGGCAACGACAUGAUAUAUCCAUGGAGGAGGGAACGAGAUCCAGGAUUACAGACUAGUAUUUUUGGUCGGCCGACCACGAUCUAUACCAACACUCAAAGCGGUGUAAUAGCCUAUUUGGAGAUCGACAAUAGAAAAUGUACCGUCACUCAAGGAGCGGUAUGUUUCCCAUCAGCAAACGAGGCAGCGGAAUAUUUGGCAGCUACAGCAUCCAAACAUUCUUUAUCUCGAAACUUCCCGAUCGAGCAAGUUCGAGGUGUGGUCGGGCCACAGGGUCCCGAAUAUCCGGACACUCCAACGAACUACAAAUACGUCUUCAUCGGUGUCGUCAUCGUGGUACUUGGAGGGAUGUUGGUCGGUGUUUUGGUCACAGCGCAAAGGAAACGAGCAGUGGGUGUCACCUGGUUCCCAGAAGGAUUCUUGCGUACGAGCAGCGGGAGUGGGCAACGUCGAAGAUCGAGAAGACGAGGUCCGGAUGGGCAAGAAAUGAGGAACUUGAACAAGCAGCCUUCGGUGAACUGCAUGGAUCUCGAUGUUGGAAAUGGAAGAGCUCAACAAUGGUCGGACGACGAGUCAGACUUACCACCUUCGAAAAGAAUGAGAGCUAUAGAGCCUGGAUACGCUAGCGACCACACUGCCAUUACCGAUUACGAGGAAACGGAGCCUCGAAUGUGGACUCAACAACAUUUAGACGCGGCAGAGAUUCGUAGGCCGGAUGCUGGAGUUUUAACACCGCCUAGUCUCGAGCAUGGCCAAGACGUGGACGCGAGGGGACCCUGUGGGAUGACGCCGUUGAUGGUAGCAGCUGUACGAGGUGGAGGAUUGGACACUGGAGAGGAGGAGGACGAAAGUGACGGUACAGCCGCUGUGAUCGCUGAUCUAGUUGCUCAGGGAGCAGAUUUGAACGCCACCACGGAUAAGAGCGGCGAGACUUCGCUUCAUCUGGCGGCAAGGUAUGCCAGAGCUGACGCAGCCAAGAGAUUGCUGGACGCUGGAGCAGAUGCCAACUCUCAAGACAAUACCGGCCGAACUCCUCUUCACUCUGCCGUCGCUGCUGACGCGAUGGGAGUCUUCCAAAUACUAUUGAGGAACAGAGCUACGAAUCUGAACGCGCGUAUGCACGAUGGAACAACUCCGCUGAUUUUGGCUGCUCGUCUGGCUACCGAGGGAAUGGUGGAAGACCUAAUUAAUGCAGACGCUGAUAUCAACGCAGCCGACAACAGCGGUAAAACGGCCCUUCACUGGGCUGCAGCUGUUAACAAUGUCGAUGCUGUGAACAUACUUUUGGUUCACGGCGCAAAUAGAGAUGCCCAGGAUGAUAAGGACGAAACGCCAUUGUUCCUCGCCGCCAGAGAAGGCAGUUUCGAAGCGUGUAAAGCGUUGCUCGACACAUUCGCCAAUAGGGAGAUCACCGAUCACAUGGAUCGAUUACCGAGAGAUGUUGCCAGUGAGAGAUUACAUCACGACAUUGUGAGAUUGUUGGACGAGCACGUGCCUAGAUCACCGCAGAUGGUGAAUGUGAUACCAAAUGGUCCUCUUAUGGGAUCUCCAAAUCAUCCACAACUCAUCACGCAUCCCACGGUGAUCGGUUCCGCUCCGAAGCAAGCAAAGUCGAAGAAGCGGCCAAAAGCGGGAUCCACGGGGAAUCCAAACAGUCCCGAGUCAGAGGGCGGAGUGGUGGUGGUAAGGCGAAAACCUUCUGUAAAAAAGCCACCGGCGAAACGCGGAGCCCAGCCCCCAAACCAGGAGAUUCCUCAGGGAGCGGAGGGCGCGGAGGGAAACUUGCCAAGCCCGUACGACAGCGCAAGCUUAUACAGCAAUGCGAUUCCGUUGGUGGGCCACACGGCAACGGCGAAGCAACCGCCACCUUAUGAGGAUUGCAUAAAGGGCCAAUCCAUGCAAGGCCUUCAACAGUUAGGCCUAGACACGUUCACAACGAAUUAUGGUUUGCCUAAUUUUCACGACCAAUUGUUAGCGUCUCAUCAACGGCAAGCGCAAGGAAUGGUGAACACGUUGUCGCCGCCCUACAGUAAUCAGUCACCGCCACACUCGGUGCAAUCGAACAUGACCCUGUCGCCACAGGCGAGCUACAUGGGAUCGCCGUCUCCUGCGAAAAGUAGGCCGUCGUUGCCCACUUCACCCACUCACAUCGCCGCUAUGAGACAGGCGACGCAUCAAAAGCACGGCGGCAUGCCACCAGUGGGAUUCGAUUUUGAGAAUCUCCCCUACUCGUCGAGCCAGCAACAGCAGCAGCAACAGCAGCAACAGCAACAGCAACAAAUGCAACAAACGCAACAGCAAAUCCAGCAGCAGCAGCAGCAGCAGCAACAACAGCAGCAGCAACAGAGCACGCAACAGCAGCAGCAGGCGCAACAACAGCAAGCGCAACAACAGACGCAGCAAUACUAUCAGUAUUUGACGCCGCCCUCUCAUCAUUCCGGACCGGAUGUGACGCCGCAGCAUUUGAUGCAAGCGCCAGAAAGCUUCCCGACGCCGUCCCCGGACAGUCCAGGUCACUGGUCGUCCAGUUCGCCGCACUCGAACAGCGACUGGUCCGAGUGUAUGGCGUCGCCAAACGCGUACGGUGCUGGAGCCGCCCACCAAAGUAACAAGGGCUCCGAAGCGAUCUAUAUAUGAAGGCGGAGGUGCUCUCUAGCUCGCGCGAGUAAGUCGUAAAUCGAGUAUGCACGUGUAUGAACUGUGAUUGGCUCGUCGAGUUCGAGGGCUAUCCUCGCCGAUAUUUUGUUACAAGUGGUAUCUCCGUCGGAGAUCCAUGCGACGAACGCUCUCUCGUAAGGUCGACAGCGUGUAACGAGAUUGUGGAUCGUUUUACGCCUUGGAACAGGGGGCGUGAGCGAAUGAAUACUAUUCUAUUAUUACAGUUCUAUAUAUAUAUAUAAAUAUUUAUGAAUAUAAAUAUAGAUGAAUAAUUAUAUAUAUAUAUGUAUGCAAAGGUAUAUUUUUGGAUCGAGAACAUAUACACACACCGUUUAUAUAGGUCGUUCAACGAUAUUGUGCCUUUUCUCGAAGAACUAUAAAGAUCGUUUUAGAAGCAACUAUACGUGAUCGAGAUAUUAUAUAAUAAAAAACGAUGUACCCUGCACUCAGCUCGUGCAUCAUAGCUCAACGAACAAUGGUGCCUUCGACUUGCCACAGUGUGAAGACCCGAUAGACAGUUUUCUUCUUUUUUUAAAUAAUUAUAAGGAACGAUACCUUGCUAUCUACAAUAGUAUUGUACAUAGGACAAUAUGGAAAACGGAGAAUCGUCCAUGCUGUCACGAGUGUGUUCGAUACAGGGACCAUUAUAUAGAGUGUAAUGUGUAAUAUUCUAUUUAAAUAUGUGUAACGCACAAUAUUUUCUAUGAACCGAAAGAGAAAAGAUAUAUGCGGAUCGAUGUAUGUCCAUAAGCUGCGAUAGUCUCGUGAGGCACCUGUAACAUGCGACACAUUGUUUAGAGAAGUAAAAAAAUGAAAUCCAUAGAAAGAAGAGAUUGGUCCGCGUUGGACAGAAAGUCGUGAAUCGUGCCUUCGAAAUAGCAGUAGGGAAUUUUUGCGUAGAUAAAUCUAUUAAAUUAUAUAUCUUGAAACGCAGCGUUUCCAAAUGGCCUUUAACACCGAUCUUAUUACCGAUUAGUACGAGGCAUACUAUUAAACGUAAGAUACAAAGGCAACGUAAUUUUUCUCACGGUCGACGGGAGCCUCAGAGAAAUCGUCUUCAACCCGUGAACGGGAUCGUUCCAUACGCAGACAUUCCAUUCGAACGAUGUUAUUUUCUGUAUUAUUCUUUUUUUUUUUAAAUUACGUUAUACUCUCUUCCUAUCGAUUUCACGAGGAUUAUCCGCGGAUU
Messenger RNA from Apis florea (little honeybee), 9779 nucleotides. It is a transcript of the gene N, whose product is annotated as neurogenic locus Notch protein. The record is from RefSeq and is a predicted model, not a curated record. Gene Ontology annotation, biological process: regulation of developmental process; Notch signaling pathway; axon guidance. Lineage: Eukaryota; Metazoa; Arthropoda; Insecta; Hymenoptera; Apidae. Gene Ontology annotation, cellular component: cell surface; signaling receptor complex; plasma membrane. Gene Ontology annotation, molecular function: calcium ion binding; protein binding.